Molecule: messenger RNA, 1312 nt
Organism: Pseudophryne corroboree (corroboree frog)
Lineage: Eukaryota; Metazoa; Chordata; Amphibia; Anura; Myobatrachidae
Exons: 9
Coding region: 99-1097 (332 amino acids)
Cellular component (GO): lysosome
Molecular function (GO): cysteine-type endopeptidase activity
Source: RefSeq, a predicted model, not a curated record
AGCUUUUAACACUGCUUGACGCACAACCUUCAGUCACAACUUGACUCGUCAGUCUGGAUUUUCUGGUGGACUCUGUAUAAUCCAGUGCAAUACUCAGGAUGCAUUUGGAUAAGCAGCUGUGCAUAGUGGCUGCUGUCAUCAUUUGUGCCUCUGCCUCACAUUUCCUUGACCAAGAGUGGGACGCAUGGAAAUCCACAUACGAAAAGAAAUAUGUCACUGUACAUGAUGAGCAGUUUCGGAGGAAAGCUUGGGAGGAGACCUGGAAAAAGGUGCAGAAUCACAAUCAAUUGUUUGAACAAGGUCUCACUAAAUAUACGAUGGCCGUGAACCAGUUUGCUGAUAUGACAACAGAGGAACGUAACUCCAGGAAUUGUCUUUGCACAAAAAAACGUUUGCCGGUAAAAAAAAAUGUUCCGGUGCAGGUUUAUGCAAACAACGAUAACAUACCAGAAUCAGUUGAUUGGAGAGAUGCAAAAUGUGUCACAGAGGUUAAAAAUCAAGGACUGUGUGGAUCCUGCUGGGCAUUUGCAACGGUGGGAGUAGUUGAGUCACGUCUUUGCAUCAAGAGUAAGGAGCUAUAUGUGCUGAGCGAGCAGCAGCUUGUAGACUGUGAUGGUGGAGAUAAAGGCUGCUGUGGAGGAAUUCCAACAAAUGCUUUGGACUAUGUUGCACGUCAUGGUGUCAUGCUGGCCAAAGAUUAUGAGUACUCUGAAAAGCAAUUCAACUGUCUAUACAAACCAGAUGAUGCAAUCAAGUUUAAUGUGACCAAGUAUUACGCUUUGCCUGGGGAAGACAGUAUGGCAUCAUCUGUGGCACUUGAUGGACCAAUUGUAGUUGGAAUUGAUGCAAGUGAUCAGUUUCACUUGUACAAAAAUGGUGUUUUUACUGGUAAAUGUACUGAAAAUCCAAAUCAUGCAGUCAUUAUUGUGGGAUAUGGCACAGAGCACGAUGACAAGGAGAAUAAGGAUAUAGAUUACUGGAUCAUAAGAAACAGCUGGGGCAAGGGGUGGGGAGAUAAUGGUUAUAUAAAGAUGCAGCGGAACGAGAACCUGUGUGGUAUAACAUCGAUGGCAGCCUCCCUGGAUUUGGUACACUAGUUGCCUAGUGUCUUAUAUUACAGAAUCAAUUAAAGUCAAUGAAUGUGCUAAAACUCACAAUUUUAUAAAGAAAUUCCUUGUUACCACGGCUAUACUGUAUGUAUUUGUUUAUUUCUAUAGAUUUGUCAUUAAAGUUAUAUGACCUCCAUCAAUUGAUGGCUAUAUGUAUUGGUUGAAAAUCUGUUUCUAAUUAAAGAAAAUCAUAUAUAAGCAAA